AUGUCUACAACUACUUCCCGGAUAAUCUCCCCACCCAUCUUCUACUGGGGUACACCAGUUGUGCUAAUUACAACGGAAAACGAAGAUGGAAGACCCAAUAUCGCCCCAAUGUCAUCGGCAUGGUGGCUCGGAAACCGAUGCAUGCUCGGCUUAGCAGCCGGAUCGCAAACAACCAGCAACUUGAUCCGAACCAAGCAAUGUGUCCUAAACCUGGCAUCGGACAACAUGGCAGAAGCAAUAAAUACUCUAGCAAGAACCACCGGAUCAAAGGAUAUCUUGACAGCCACUCAGGCAAACGGAUUCAAGCGUAUGAACGGUUACAAAUACGUAGCGAACAAAUUCGGGCAUUCGGGCCUAACGCCUGAAGCUUCUGAUCUCGUGCGUCCUCCCCGGAUCGCAGAGUGCCCUGCUCAGAUGGAAGCUGAGCUGAAGGGUAUUCAUGAAAUGAUGCAAGAUGCUGGUGGGAAAAGAAUUUUUGCGUUGGAGGUUAAGGUUGUUCGGACUCAUGUCCAUGAGAAGAUUUGUAUGGAGGGAUACGCGAAUCGAAUUGAUCCUGAUAAAUGGCGCCCUUUGAUUAUGAGCUUUCAAGAGCUUUAUGGAUUGGCAGACAAGAAAACUUCCAAGUCAAUUCUCGCUGAAAUCAACGAGGAGAAUUACAGGCCGUUGUCUAAUCCUGUCGAAAACGAGGUCACGAUGGAAGAGAAAGAAUGA
Penicillium angulare is the source of this 711-nucleotide messenger RNA. RefSeq names its product flavin reductase family protein. Gene Ontology annotation, molecular function: FMN binding. The record is from RefSeq and is a predicted model, not a curated record. Lineage: Eukaryota; Fungi; Ascomycota; Eurotiomycetes; Eurotiales; Aspergillaceae. The transcript has a single exon. Bases 1 to 711 code for a protein of 236 amino acids.